Messenger RNA from Haemorhous mexicanus (house finch), 2139 nucleotides. RefSeq names its product carbohydrate sulfotransferase 8-like. The coding region runs from base 58 to 972 and encodes 304 amino acids. The transcript has 2 exons. Gene Ontology annotation, cellular component: membrane. Lineage: Eukaryota; Metazoa; Chordata; Aves; Passeriformes; Fringillidae. Gene Ontology annotation, molecular function: sulfotransferase activity. Gene Ontology annotation, biological process: carbohydrate biosynthetic process. The record is from RefSeq and is a predicted model, not a curated record.
CCCUUCCGUCGGGUCCCGAGCUGCUCAGCAGCGCUCGGCACCCAGCACACCCCAGAAAUGCGCUUCCUUCCCCGCCUCGGCCUCUCGGCCGCGCUGGCCAUCGCCGCCUUCCUCGGCUGGAGGCUGCUGCUGCAGAGCCCGGCCCGCAGGCACGGAGAUGACCUGGCCCCCAGGGCAGAGGAGGGCUUCACUUUGACACUGGACACCUUCCUUCACGUCCAGCAGCUCAGGAAGAGGAGACUGAGAGCUUUCUGCAGCCGAGCAGGCAAAGUCACCGCACUGCCGAGCAGCCAGGAUGAGAGAGCCUCCCUGCUCCCGAGCCUGAGGGUGAACACCAAGCUGGACCUCCUGUACUGCCAAGUGCCAUCAGCAGGGGUGGAGGAAUGGCAUCAGCUUUUGGAGAAGCUAGAGGAGGAAAAUGUGACACUGCCAGUGCCGCUCCCCUACCACCGGCUGCACUCUAAGGAGACACGGCUGAGCGAGUUCAACCAGACGGAGAGAAAGGCCAUGCUGGGGUCUUACACCAAAGUGCUCUUUGUCAGGGACCCUUUCCACAGGCUGAUCGCCACGUUCCUGCAAGGCAUGGGCAUCAGCCCAUCCUUCAGCAGCUUCGUCCAGGAGGUCCUGGACAGCGGAAUGCACAACGGCAGUGCAGCAUGGAAACCACUGGUCAGCCUGUGCCGGCCCUGCCUCGUGCAGUACGACUACGUGGUGAUGUUUGGCUUCCUCAGGCAGGAGCUGGGCCACCUGCUGCGCCGGGCUGGGCUGCCUGUGGGCAGCCUCCUCCCCGAGCUCACCGACAGCCAGGUGCAGUGGACCUACAGGUGGUUGUCAGAGCAGAUGUUCAGUGAGCUGUCUGCCCAACAGAAGCGGCGGCUGUCUCGUUUCUACCGCUGGGACCUUGCUGCUUUCCCAUUUUCUAGCAGUUUCCUGUCAGACCAUCCCAGUACCACAGAGACCUGGCAGAAAUAGCCCACAUGGAGGAACUGUUUCAGGGAGCACUAAUCCAUAGGCAAGUGCUUCAAGAUACUGACAGGUCUUUGCUUCACAGCUGCUUGCAGUAAGGUUUUCCAUGUCCUAGUCCAAAAGACUUGUCAGAGAGCUGAGACACACCACUGCCAGGGAUAGGGGACCCACGUGGUUGAAUUGUGUUUAAACUCAACAAGAGCAGGCACUAGGGAAACUUGUGGCACUGGACUUAGAAAACUGGAUGAACUGAAUUGUGAAGGGAUAAAUCCAGCAGUUUGGGGUAAGGUGGGUUGGACCUUCUGCAAACCACUGUAGCAUCACACAUGCUGUGCCUGCACUGGUAUUUCCUUUUCUGGGCUCCACGUUGGGCUAAGAGGUUUGGCAAUGGCUUCUUCCUGACAAAUCUUCCCACUCAGAUACAAGAAGUGCUUCCAGAGAAUCAUGUCACCUGGAGGCUGAGAUAUGACACACAGUAGCACAUCCUGCUGGGGAACCACUGGCAAUAUUCCCGAUCUUUUCAUGCUCAGGGAAGGUCAAGCCCAGCCCAUUAUUUGGACUGUUCUGUUCUGUGUGAAUUGUUCCUGUUUUACAGCCUCAUCUCCUAGGUGUGUGCACUCAAGUGGGCCCUGGGGAUGGGACCCCAUGAUUGCUCCAUUCACAGGUUUUGAGUUUGGCUCCCCUCCUUCCAGGGCUGACUCCAAUGGGCCAAGGCCAGUGUUCAGCUCGAUGCACAAGCUCUGAGACAAGAAAGUUUCAGUGUUGACCAGGUACACAGCACCAGACAGACUGCCUCCUACCAGUGUCAGCAACUGGUGGGCCCUGUGGAAGUGGCUAGAAGCAUCAGAAUGCAUCACUGUGCUGCUAUGGAAAACAGUAUGUGGCUACUACAGGCUGCUGCUGGCAGAGAAGCACAAGGACUGACUUUGCUUUCUUUUGGACACGGCUGCCAGCGUGGCCAGACAGAGGCCCAGUCUUUCCAGCUGGCUCACAGCUUCAUCCAGCUGGGCAGCCCAGAGCAAUCACCCGCCCUCUCCCUGCUUUGGUCACCGAGCUGAUCUGACUCACAAUCCCUGGGGAAAGGUCCAUUUUUGUCAAGCAAACACCAAGGAUGAGUUGUCUAGAUUUCAAAUCCUGCCAGAUUUUGACAAUAGAAUAUUUUUUUCCAGAGUA